CAAACCAAGGAAAUCUCACAUCAGCAGUCGACGCGGCACGGCAUGCGUUGUUGGAUUGACUUGUGUUGAGUGUGUAUAACAUUUUCAGCAGAUAUGGAUUUUACAGUUUUGACUGAAAUAUCAAUGAAAAUGUGAAUAUUGUACCUUGUGAUUGUUAUUGACGUGCCCUUUAGCUUACCUUAUUGGAUAAGAAAGUUUGACCAAUAAAAUGGACUGAGUGGCGAGAAAGAUGACAGUUUUACUGUAUGAUUAUUGUGAACUGGAGGAGCGGACGUCGAAGAGCCUGAAGGUUUGGAAAGCAUGGCACAUGAUAUUGUACAUCUUGGCUGCCAUCUUUGGGCUCGUCAACUACACUCUCUUACACAAAUCAAUGGAACUAGUCAGCGACAACUGCAUACUUUUCCCGCGAGUUCUAGAAUUCCACAUGGUGGAGUACGUUGAUGUCUCGCAAGUUAUUGAACCUAACAUGGAGGGACAAGAUGCUCAGAAAAAUGCAACUAUAACCGUCCAGAAUAACAGUACAGAUGGAAAAAUUACGAAAAGAGAGACGGAAACUAGUAAAGAGUUUGAAUCUUCUGAAGGAAAAUACAACGGCACUAUUAUGACAGGAAACGUGACCCAUCGAGUGGCGCUGGACACCGCCCGCACCCUGUAUGGAGAAGACGGCGCAUGUCAGUUCGCGGAGUACAUGCCCGUGCUGUCGACCGUGGUGGCUGCCGUCUGGUUGACAUUCUUCACCAUGUGUUCCAGUGGAGGACGCGCCAGGACUGGGUUGUCGCAGCCCUGGCGGAUCCUGGCGCCGGCGCUGGUCUUCUCCCUGUUGAUGGUGGGGCUCACCGGGUAUAGCUUCACACUCACCAAUGGCGGCGUGCAAGCCUUCUGCGCCGAUUUCCAGGAAUACACCAAUUCUACUAAUUGUUCCCCCGUGAAUGACUUCCUGCAAGCCGGCUGGAAUGCCACUUGGGGCUUCGGCUCGCGCGUGGAGGCCACGCGCGCGGCCAGCGCUGGCGUGUGGGCGAGCUGGGCGUGUGCGGCGGCUCUCUUCCUGGCGCGGUGCCUCACUGCUCCAGACUUCCAGGUCGUCAGGUCCAAGGUGUAUGUCACUAGCGACCCAGACCAGAAAAUAACUCCGUUCCUCAAAAAACCACCAUCGCGUAGUUCGCACCGCUCGAACCGCAGUUCGCCGAGCAAGCGCGACAACAUGUCCGUUCGCUCCGAGCCCACCGCCAGCACCGAACUGGCCACCGUCACCGUGGAGCCGGGACAGGAUUCCGCGCCCACCUCCUUGCUCGCCACCCCCAGGAAGGAAACCAAUGGAGAAAUGAUCGAAAUGACGUAUACCGACCAAGAGAGAUUUCAAUAAAAGAAGUUAUGAAAAAAAUAACAAGUAUACCUACAUAUGGUCCAUAUUUUAUUAUGACAACUUGUAACGUGUGGCUGUGGAAUAUCGCAAGUUAUGUUGAGCGCGUGCUGUCCAUCCAAUAUCUACAAUGAAAAAAUCAUACGAAAUUUUUUGUAAUAUAUUUACUUAGUAGGUUUAUAAUUAAUGUUACGUGACAUAAAAAUAAAAUGCUGUCUUAUUAGAUUUACAAUUCAAUUGUACAUUUUACAUACUAUAUAAUCAUAAUGCUCAAAAAUAUAAAACGCUCAAUGAUACAUACCUUCCAAUGCGUCAAUAAACGGAGACAAAUUUAUCAAAAGUAAACCUGACGCUGAAGAUUGCUCGAAAAAAUACGUGUGUUCAAUAGAUAAUGGUAAUUUACUGUUUCGCGAUCAGUAUGUAAGAAAAAGGCAAAGGGAAAACUCACAGAUUUAAUUGUGACAAUAGUAAACAGUUCAUUGUAUGACUUUGGUAUGUAAAGUAUUAAACUAUAUCCAUUAUAAGCCAUUCAUUCACAUCUUUUCUAUUGUAAUAAUAAAGCAUCAGAUUAAAACAAA
Messenger RNA from Amyelois transitella, 1938 nucleotides. RefSeq lists its product as uncharacterized. The record is from RefSeq and is a predicted model, not a curated record. The coding region runs from base 230 to 1363 and encodes 377 amino acids. The transcript has 7 exons. Lineage: Eukaryota; Metazoa; Arthropoda; Insecta; Lepidoptera; Pyralidae.